AACGUGCCACAGCUAGCGAGAGUAGAAGUGAUAAGCAAACAAGUUUGCCACUGCUCAGCACCUGGCCGUUAGCGCAGCCAUGAAGGUAGAGCGCGACCUCCACAUGAGCCGGGGCAACGGCGAGACCAGCUACGCCUCCAACUCCAGGCUUCAGGAGAAGUCCAUACUGAAGACGAGGCCCGUGCUCCACGAGGCCGUGGCGGCGGCGCACGCGGCGUCGCUCUCCUCCGCCGCCGGCGCGAUGGUCGUCGCGGACCUCGGCUGCUCGUCGGGGCCCAACACGCUCCUCGUAGUCAACGAGGUGCUCGGCGCGGUCGCCGACCGCCGCGAGGACCUGAUGAUGGGCGGCCAGCAGCCGCCGGUGGUGCAGCACGUGCAGUUCUUCCUGAACGACCUCCCCGGGAACGACUUCAACCUCGUCUUCCAGUCCCUGGAGCUGUUCAAGAAGCUGGCCGCCGCCAAGGAUAAGGGCGAGUCCCUGCCGCCGUACUACAUCGCCGGGCUCCCGGGGUCCUUCUACACCAGGCUCUUCCCCGACCGCUGCGUCCACCUCUUCCACUCCUCCUACUGCCUCAUGUGGCGCUCCAAGGUUCCUGAUGAGCUCGCGAGAGGCACGGUUCUGAACGAAGGCAACAUGUACAUCUGGGAGGCCACGCCGCCCUCGGUGGUGAAGCUGUACAGGAAGCAGUUCCAGGAGGACUUCUCGCUGUUCCUCAAGCUGCGUCACAAGGAGCUCGCGUCGAACGGACAGAUGGUGCUGACGUUCCUGAGCAGGAAGAACAAAGACGUGACGCAUGGCGAAGUCAGCUACAUGUGGGGGCUGCUCGCGCAGGCUCUCCAGUCCCUAGUCAAACAGGGCCGUGUGGAGAAGGAGAAGCUGGACUCCUUCAACCUGCCGUUCUACGCGCCGUCGGUCGACGAGGUGAGGGACGUGAUCAGGCAGAGCGAGGCGUUCGACAUCAACCACAUCCAGCUCUUCGAGUCCAACUGGGAUCCCCAUGACGACCUGGACGACGGCGACCUCGUGCUCGACAGCGCCCAGAGCGGCGUCAACGUCGCCCAGUCCAUUAGGGCCGUGAUCGAGCCCCUGAUCGCGCACCAUUUUGGCGACCACAUCCUCGACGAUCUCUUCGAGGUUUAUGCAAGGAACGUCGCCAAGCACCUCCAGAAAGUGAAGACCAAGUACCCUGUCAUCGUCGUUUCCUUGAAGGCGAGACGCGCGCCAAAGUGCCAUGCGAAUGACAGGUGUCACUCGUUCACACACGGUCAGUUUGUGUAGGAUCUGGUGUCAAUGUUACUUCUACUAUAUACAGCAAAUUAAAGUGCAGAGAAAUAAGACGAGGUUGUUGUAUAUCGAUAUAAGAAAAUAAUGAAGUAGUUAAAGGGACUGUCAGUGGCAGAGAAUAGUUCCUCAACUACGUCCUUUGGAUUUAUAAGAUGGUUCAGUGUUCCAAAAAGUCGAUGUAUGUAUCCCGGUAGAUAUGUCCUGUAAUCUUAUGUGGAAUUGAAGCAAAUACGUUUCGAUGAUUUGGGUCUA
This is a messenger RNA of Setaria italica (foxtail millet), 1537 nucleotides long. RefSeq names its product anthranilate O-methyltransferase 3. The coding region runs from base 80 to 1279 and encodes 399 amino acids. Gene Ontology annotation, biological process: methylation. Gene Ontology annotation, molecular function: S-adenosylmethionine-dependent methyltransferase activity. The transcript has 4 exons. Lineage: Eukaryota; Viridiplantae; Streptophyta; Magnoliopsida; Poales; Poaceae. The record is from RefSeq and is a predicted model, not a curated record.